AUGGCGUCUUUUCUGCGUAUAACGGUGCCCCGUUGGGCCGAACGUGCGCUAUCGAGGCGGGCGUUCCGCAGCGCAGAUGACUGCUACAGCCUUCUAUCGCCGGGCUCCUCCAUCGAGACCCAUGAGCUGUACGACGCCCUCAAGUUCCUCGCCAGCGGCGUAUCUGAGCGCCGCAGCGCCCUGUCUGAUGACCGUUUCGGCGAGAUUCUUUGCCAGGUCGAGAGCCGGCUGCCCAGCCUGAACUCAUCGUACAUGGGCAACUUUGCGCUGCGUGUUGCAGCGAUAGUGCAGACGUCAGGCAACUCGGCAUCGGGCACUGGACCGGCCAAUGCCGAGCGCGGCCGGUCGUUGCUAUCUAAGAUCGCUGCCACCAUGGUUGAGAAAGGCGGUCAGCCACGUGAACUGGCGCAAGUAGCCUAUGCUGCUGCCGCCACGGGAGCCGACUCGGAUUCAAUUUUCGAGUAUUCCAAGCAGCAGAUAACCGUGGAAAUAGAUUCUGCUACGCCUGAUGCGCUGAAUCUUGCCCUGCAGACAGCCUAUAAGAGAGGUUCGCGUGACAAGAUCUACUAUGCGCUGCUGUGCGAGAAGUUGUGCGAGCUGACGGACAGGUUCACCGCCAACGACGUGAUGCAUACGUUGCGUGCGCUUGCUAAAACUGGUCUGUUGAAGGGAUUUUUGCUUCGGCGCCUGUCGACCCUGAUAAUGGACAACCUCGACCAGUUUACCGCUGCGCAGCUGGCGGAGGCCUCAUACCGGUUGAGCCAGCUAAAGUUCCUGACUCCCGCCAACUUCUCUCGGAUAUAUUCCGCGAUUGAGCCAGACCUUGGUUCCCUGGCCGACCACCUCCGCCUGCAGUUGCUCGCUGCUGGCUGCCUUUCUGAGCGCGAGGACCGCAGCGCCCUUGAGAAGCUCCUGGAUUCAUUGGAAUACAAAAGCAACUGGGAUCUAUCAGGUUGCGUCGACUUCGUGUACUCUAGCGCCUAUCUACGCCGUUACGGCGAGCAACUGCCUAAAGUGCUUGCCGCGGUGUCGGAGCGCCAGCCUUCGCUGACCAGGAAAUAUGCAAUGUUGUUGAAGGAAGCGGUUGAUUCGUUCGAGGUGGAAAAGGUGCCGAUCACUUUCGAUUUGGGGCCUCGGUGGCGUGAUGUGCUCGCCACUUUCGAAAAGACCGAAAGCGAGUUGACCCAGGGCACUCCUGCGUUCCAGGAGGUGCGCAAGAUCCUACAGGGCGCCUCCAGCAACUUCGCAGAAAAUCAGACGGUGGGCCCAUUCACUGUCCCGUUUUUGGAUUCCGAGCGCAAAUUCGCCAUUUUGAUCGAGUUCGCCAGCAACAUGAGCAACCUUCAUAUCAAGAUGAGGUGUCUGGAGGCGUUGGGCCACCGUGUUGGCGUGGUGAGGUAUUGGGAGUGGCGCCGGCUUAAGACCGAACGCCAAGAGCUCGAGUACGCAUUUCGGCUGUUUGACACUCGCCGCAAGGGCAGUCUGACUUUUCUGGAGCUGAAAUCGCUGCUCACCUCCAUCGGAAUAUCGUUGACCCGUAACGAGCUGUCGUACCUCCAGAUGGAGGAGGACAUUCGCGGCGGCUUCAUUCUGGAGGACCUGUAUGCGCUGGCGACGUCAGUCUACACCGACGGUGUCAUCCGCCAGCGGCUCGCGCAAUCGCUAGAAGCUCACUUCCCCAAGCAGGAAAGAGUCAGCCGCAAGGACCUCGAGCCGUUGCUAUACAAGCUGGGGCGUCGUCUCCUGGUUGACCCUGCCGAGAUAGAGACCUGCUUGAACGUUUACUGCUCCGGAGGCAACGGCGACCAGAUCUCAAUAUCAAAUUUCAUCGACAUGUAG
Molecule: messenger RNA, 1839 nt
Organism: Babesia ovata
Lineage: Eukaryota; Apicomplexa; Aconoidasida; Piroplasmida; Babesiidae
Product: Pb-reticulocyte binding protein
Exons: 8
Coding region: 1-1839 (612 amino acids)
Molecular function (GO): calcium ion binding
Source: RefSeq, a predicted model, not a curated record